Cuscuta europaea is the source of this 829-nucleotide messenger RNA. NCBI's taxonomy places the organism in Eukaryota, Viridiplantae, Streptophyta, Magnoliopsida, Solanales, Convolvulaceae. The record is from the annotation of a GenBank genome assembly.
AAAAAAGAGAAAAAGAGAUCCUUAUGAGGAUCCUAAAAAAGCUGGGAAACUAACUAGGCAUGGUAGAGAGAUGCAUUGUAGUAUUUGUAAGUUAAAAGGGCACACAAAAAAGAAGUGCAAAAGCAUCCCUGAACAACUCUCACAAGCCAUUACUAAGAGACCUAGAGGGAGGCCAAGAAAGAUGAAUAUUGAUGAUCAAGUUUCAAAUACAAAUCACCAUUCAGUUGUGGCCCAACCUUCUAAUAGAGGUAGGGGUGGGAAUAGGCAAAGAAGGGGAAGAGGAAUACAAGCGGUUGAAGGCAGAAACAAAGUGAGAGGGAGCACAUAUGUAAGCUAUUUAAUUUAUCUAAAUCAUUUUAAAAUUUUAUUUAAUCUUAAAACUAAAUACAUGCAGAUUCCAGCUGGAUUUGGCAUUUACUAUAACUCUGCAGAUGGAAAUCAGUAUAUUAAUACAAUGACUAAUCCCAUGAAUGUAUCUGAAGUGUCCUUCCCUGAGAGCCUGUCACCUCUGUCGAGACAAAAUGAAAGCAUUAAUGCUUCUACGGGCGCAACCGCGCAACUGGAACAUGAAGGCAGUGUUUUGAUAUUGUGGAUCAUGUAGUAGUUCUUUUUUGUGUACUUUGGUUAGAAAAUUGCUGGUUUUGCAGAUAUUGACCAUUUCUAACUAUAUUUUUUGGAGUAUGUUAUUGGAUGAAUGAAUUCUUGGAUGAUGUUUAUAUUAUUUGGCCUUUUGGGGAUGGACUGCAGUUUGUAUUGCUGUUAUUAUUGUAUGAAAGAAUUCUUGGAUGAUGUUUAUAUAUUUUGGAAUGAAUAUGGAAUUCAGUUUAUA